Ailuropoda melanoleuca (giant panda) is the source of this 839-nucleotide messenger RNA. Its product is annotated as proteasome assembly chaperone 4-like. The record is from RefSeq and is a predicted model, not a curated record. Gene Ontology annotation, biological process: proteasome assembly. Lineage: Eukaryota; Metazoa; Chordata; Mammalia; Carnivora; Ursidae. The transcript has a single exon. The coding region runs from base 463 to 834 and encodes 123 amino acids.
UGGUGGGACUUCAGUGGCACCUCAGGCUUUAGGAAUAGUCAUGUUUGAUUAGCAGCCUGUGCCUCCUUGAAGCCCUAAGCACUGCCUAGCCUAACCAGGGCUCCCACCCCACAAGCGCAGUGCCCACCUAGGGCCAUAAGUCAUUCUCACUCCCAAGUCCCUCCUCUCUUGUGUUGAGCCCAUCAGCCCUCAGGAUCCCACUUCUAUAAGCGCUCCACAUGAUUGUCAUUGUUUUUGUGGAUAAAUCUGCUAGGACCAAGGCAAUUGUUCGAGUCUUGGCUCAAACCCCUCCCUGGUUAUGUGACUUCUACCCUUUCUGAGGUCUCUCACCUAUUAGUGUGGAUGUGCAGGCCUGCUCUCCUGAGCUAUUGAGAAGCAGAGAAAAGACCAUGUGCAAAAAUGUAUGUAAUUUGAGAGGAGCCAGAGUCUUGAUGCUUGUGGGCCAGGGGCCCGCUGGAUGGCAUGGAGGGGCUGCAGGCCGCCGCGGGCAGGGAUGUCUUUCUACACAACUUCCUCAGGAGGCUGGGGGAGCAGCUUGUCCACUUCCAUGUCAUGCAGCUGAUGGACUUGCUCUUCCUGUGGGUGGGGGCCAUGCCACACCUGCACAAAAUCGCAGUGGCCAUGUGCAACUGCUACGAUUCCAUCCCGGUGUCUACUUCCCUCCUCGGAGACACUUCUGACACAAUCUCCGCUGGCCUUGCCUGGCGCUUAGCCAGGAAGACGGACAAACAGGUAUUUGUCAGCUAUAACCUUCAAAACACAGACAGUAACUUCCCAUUACUGGUAGAAAACAGGAUCAAGGAAGAAAUGGAGGCUUUUCUGGAAAAGUUCUAGCAGAA